This is a messenger RNA of Musca vetustissima, 1710 nucleotides long. It is a transcript of the gene Inos, whose product is annotated as inositol-3-phosphate synthase. Gene Ontology annotation, biological process: inositol biosynthetic process; phospholipid biosynthetic process. The record is from RefSeq and is a predicted model, not a curated record. Gene Ontology annotation, cellular component: cytoplasm. Gene Ontology annotation, molecular function: inositol-3-phosphate synthase activity. NCBI's taxonomy places the organism in Eukaryota, Metazoa, Arthropoda, Insecta, Diptera, Muscidae.
ACGAAGAAGAACCAAACAAAAUGAAAGCCAACAACAACAGUGCUAAUGCCACAACUUUGGAAGUUGUUUCGCCAAAUGUUCAAAUCACCGAAAAUUACAUUGAAACCGAUUACACAUAUCAGACAUCAAAUGUCAAACGUUUGGCCAAUGGUAAAAUUCAGGUCUUCCCUGAAUCUGCUAACUUGAAAAUCCGCACCGAUCGUCGGGUCCCCAAAUUGGGUUUGAUGUUGGUCGGUUGGGGUGGCAACAAUGGUUCCACCUUGACCGCUGCUCUUGAAGCUAAUCGCCGCCAGUUGCAAUGGCGCAAACGUACCGGCAUCCAAAAGGCCAAUUGGUUUGGCUCCAUUACCCAGGCCUCCACCGUGCUCAUUGGCUCCGACGAGGAGGGUAAAGAUGUCUAUGUACCCAUGAAAGAUUUAGUUCCUAUGGUCAAUCCCGACGACAUCGUUGUCGAUGGUUGGGAUAUUAGUUCCAUGAAUAUUGGUGAUGCCAUGAAGAGGGCCCAAGUUUUGGAUGUCCAAUUGCAAGAUCAAUUGUAUGACGACUUGAAAGCAAUGAAACCCAGACCAUCAAUUUAUGAUCCUGAUUUUAUUGCUGCCAAUCAAUCGGAUCGUGCUGAUAAUUUGAUUAAGGGCACGAAAUAUGAACAAUUUGAACAAAUUCGUCGUGACAUACAAGAUUUUAAGGCCAGCAAGAAUUUGGAUUCGGUCAUUGUUUUGUGGACCGCCAAUACUGAACGUUUCAGUGAUGUCAAGCCUGGUUUGAAUAUGACCAUGCAGGAAUUGGAAGCUUCAUUGAAGGCCAACAAAUCGGAAAUUUCACCCUCGACCAUUUUUGCCAUGGCCAGUAUUGCUGAGGGUUGCACCUACAUUAAUGGUUCGCCACAAAACACCUUUGUACCUGGUCUAAUUGAAUUGGCCGAACACAGGGUCUUCAUUGCUGGUGAUGAUUUCAAAUCGGGUCAAACUAAAUUGAAAUCGGUUUUGGUUGAUUUUCUGGUGGGUGCUGGUAUUAAGCCGGUGUCCAUUGUCAGUUACAAUCAUUUGGGUAACAAUGAUGGCAAGAAUUUGUCGGCUCCCCAACAAUUCCGUUCCAAGGAAAUCUCCAAGAGCAAUGUUGUUGAUGACAUGGUCGAAUCGAACAGCGUCUUGUAUGGACCCAAAGAACAUCCCGAUCAUGUUGUGGUCAUCAAAUAUGUACCCUAUGUCGGCGACAGCAAACGUGCCAUGGAUGAAUACACUUCGGAAAUUAUGAUGGGUGGCCACAACACUUUGGUCAUACACAAUACCUGUGAAGAUUCUUUGUUGGCUUCACCUUUGAUUUUGGAUUUGGUUAUUUUGGGUGAAUUCUGUCAACGUAUAACCAUUAAGGAUAACAGCAAUCCCGCCUCCAAUUGGGUGCCAUUCAAACCUGUCUUGUCGUUGUUGAGUUAUUUGUGCAAGGCUCCCCUGGUGCCACGUGGUUCUCAGGUCGUGAAUUCAUUGUUCCGUCAACGUGCUGCCAUUGAAAAUAUUUUGCGCGGUUGCAUUGGUUUGGCACCCAACUCGCACAUGACAUUGGAACAGAGAUUCGAUUUCACCAGCAUUACUAAUGAACCACCCACCAAGAAACUAAAAACCGCUGGCUGUGCCAAAGCCAUUGCCAAUGGCAAAGUUGAAUUGAAUGGUCAUACAAAUGGUGUCGCCAAUGGAGUCCACUAAAAGUGUGGCU